Messenger RNA from Cricetulus griseus (Chinese hamster), 3318 nucleotides. The record is from RefSeq and is a predicted model, not a curated record. Lineage: Eukaryota; Metazoa; Chordata; Mammalia; Rodentia; Cricetidae.
GUUUGACUUGUAGCUACUUUCACUUUCUUUUAUAGCUGCUACAAGCAGAGGAGACUUGAGGAAGCAGAGGGGACUUGAGGAAGCAGAUGAAAACUGUGCUCUCUGAGGAGAAUCCUAGCUGCUGCAUCUAAAGGACACGGACAGUCAACAUGGAACAUCAGUGUGGUCUAAUCACUGGUGACAAGGAGCCAGUACCACUGAAGAGCAUCUCAGUAACCUUGUCCAUUGAUGACUUUGUGGCUGGUGUGUCUGCAACCUUAAAUUAUGAAAAUAAAGAAGAAAUCCCAGUAGAGGCAAUCUUUGUGUUCCCUUUGGAUGAAGACUCUGCUGUCUACAGCUUUGAAGCCUUGGUGGAUGGGAAGAAAAUUGUGGCGGAACUGCAGGAGAAGACACAGGCCCAGAGCAAGUAUGAGGGUGCCAUCUCCCAGGGCCACCAAGCUUACUUAUUGGAAGGGGAUGACUACUCCAGAGAUGUCUUUUCUUGCAAUAUUGGGAACCUUCUACCUGGGGCUAAGGUGGGAGUUACACUGAGGUAUGUCCAGGAACUACCUCUGGAUACAGAUGGUGCCUUGCGCUAUGUCCUCCCAGCCAUUUUGAAUCCAAGAUACCAACUCUCUGAACAGUCAGUCAACAGUUCUUUGAAUAUGAAGACGCCCAUAGUCCCUUUGGAGGCCCUGCCCUACACACUCAGCAUGGUUGCCACCAUCACUUCCCAGCAUGGCAUUGAGAGGGUCCAAUCCAACUGCUCCUUGAGUCCUAUUCAGUACCUUGCUGAAGACAAGACUUCUGUUCAGGUUUCCUUGGCUGAAGGACACAAGUUUGACCGGGAUGUGGAACUCCUGAUUUACUACAGUGAAGUGCACAGCCCCAGUGUAGCUGUGGAGAUGGGGAUGCAGGACAUGAAGCCAGAUAGUUUGAUGGGUUCUCCUUCUGCAAUGGUGAGUUUCUAUCCAGAUCUCCCAGAAGUGGAGGGUUCAAGGGCCUGUGGAGAAUUUGUAUUCCUCAUGGACCGCUCUGGAAGUAUGGGAUCCCGCUUGAGCCACCACAAUGAUUCUCAGCUACGCAUAGAGGCUGCCAAGGAAACUCUGUUGCUGUUGCUGAAGAGUUUACCUAUGGGUUGUUAUUUCAACAUCUAUGGAUUUGGAUCUUCUUAUGAAAAAUUCUUUCCGGAGAGUGUGCUGUACACUCAGGAAACAAUGGAAGAGGCAGUGAAAAGAGUGAAGGAUCUGAAAGCUGACCUAGGGGGCACUGAAAUCUUGACACCACUCCUCAACAUUUACAAGGGACCCUCCAUUCCUGGCCAUCCCUUACAGCUCUUUGUCUUCACAGAUGGAGAAGUUGAUGACACAUUUAGUGUUAUUAAAGAAGUUAAGUUAAACAGCAAGAAGCACAGAUGUUUCUCAUUUGGUAUUGGAGAAGGAGCCUCCACCAGUUUAAUCAAAGGCAUUGCCCGGGUAUCCGGGGGCACUGCAGAGUUUAUCACAGGCAAGGGCAGGAUGCAGACCAAGGCUCUUGGGUCUCUGAAGUUUGCUCUAAACUGUUCAGUGGAAGACAUUUCUGUGAGCUGGGAAUUGCCUCCUGGGCUGUCAGCUAGCAUGCUUUCUUCAGAGCAGACUGUCAUCUUUAGGGGUCAGAGAUUAAUCAUCUAUGCCCAACUCACUGGGACUAUGCCUCAAGUGGAGAGCUCAGGAAAAGUGUGCUUCAAGUAUACCCUCAAAGGCAAGAGUCUUGAAAACAGGGUGACAUUUUCCCUACAACCCAAGACAAAUGCCAGCUUCACCAUUCAUCGGUUGGCUGCAAAGUCCUUGAUUCAAAUGAAGGACUUGGGCUCCCAUGAGACAUCAGAUGGAGAAAAGGAGGAUGUGUUGAACAUCAGCAUUCAGUCUGGAGUCCUCAGCUCCUUCACAGCUUUCAUUGCUGUAAACAAGGAGCUCAACCAGCCCGUACAGGGGCCUUUGGCUCCCAGAGUGAUUCCAAGGCCAAUGACUUUUUCAUAUUCGCCUACCUUACGUAAAUAUCGCUCUGGUUACAGGCCAUUAUAUAAAAGAAGAAGGGGAAAAUGUUCACUAUCUGAAGAUACUUUGUCAGAAGGUCAUGAUAUGUAUGCUUAUGUAUGUGGUAAAGCCUAUGUAUCGUUGGAUAGUAUGGAAGAUGAAGAAUCUGAAAGCAAGAUGAAUGACUCAGAAUCUCCCACCAAAAAACCCAAGUUGCAAAAUGACCACAAAGUUUUUGGAGAAAAUGCCAUUCUGCACCUGAUUUCCCUCCAAAAGGCAAAUGGCUCCUGGGAGCUGGAUGAGGAACUGACUAAGAUUCUGGGCACUAGUUUGGAAGACAUGAAGGAGGCAAAUCCUGCCAAGGAUCAGGAUCCCUCAGCCUGGGCAACAGUGCUGGCUCUGCUCUGGCUGCAUGCCAAUGGCAAAGACUUGAAGUGUGAAUGGGAACUUCUGGAAAGGAAGGCAGUGGCCUGGCUCCAUGACCAUGCAGACUCCACCAUCCCCAUGCUAGUGCAAGCUGCCAAUAGUUUUCUGAAACUGUCUGUGACUCCUGAUGACCUUGUCUUCUGAGACUGCAACCCAUGAAACAAGAGCAUUGCCUGGUUAUGACUAUGCCCUCCCUGUGUUCUUUGGCUAAGAUAUCAUUCGGUUUUUAUCUUUACCUUUUUCACUCUUCUCAUAACAAUAAAGCCUAUGUGCCCAGGCUUGCUUAUCUAUUGGAGAUCCCAUUGGAUCUGAUAUAUUAUCUCCAUCGUUUCAUCAGUGAGGAAUUAUUAUGGUCUUCCAUCAAGUCAUAUGCAGAAUGACACUUGAAGUUUAACAGAGAACUUACAAUAAAAUAAGUGACAUGAAUUUUGACUAAGUACUGUAAUUUUGAUGCUGUGCCAUGCCUGAUUUAAUAAUCUGCAUUAUUGUUAUCCACUCUCUUUGUUUUACAGGAUCAUCAAAACAAGGUGAUAUGCUUUCUAUUUGAAGCAACAUACAUUUGAAUGAAAACUGAAAGGCAACAUAAUGAUAAAUGCAAGCUCAAAAAAUUAAAGACAAAAUAUAUACAUUGCACUAUUGUAGAAUGCCUAUGGAUAUCUUAAGUAGAUUCUGAUAAUAUUUUUGUUCCAUGUCAAAAAUGAGUACAUGUCAAAAUGACUACAUAUCUUUAUUUCCAUUACCUAAGUAACUUUGUUUAGUAAAUACUAGGAUAUCAAUAUUUCUGCUUACUUAUGAUAUGGUUGCAUGUCCUCAGACUUGGUCUGUGCUAUGAGGUUCCUAACCAGAUUCAAAAGGAGCAUUAGAGCAGAACAGCUAGAAUUAAAAAUGAUUAUGUCCA